AUGAACUCACGAUGCAGCAUCUGCCUCGAGACCCUCGGCGAAGGGAAUUCUCCCAUGACCACUCUCUGCGGCCACCUCUACUGCGUCGACUGCGCGACGUACAACUUCGCCUCUGACGACGCCACAUGCGCCAUCUGUCGCCGGCCGCAUACUCUUGAUGAAUUAAUCAAGCUCUACCCAGACUACGAGCGCGCAAAAGAGGGGCCCUCGACGUCUACAGGACGGUUGGGCGUGGAGGCCGUCGGAAACGACCUGCUUGAGGCAUGCCGUACAGUGCUGCAGAAAGACGCUGUGCUUGAUGAGGCCGCACUCCGGCCUGCAUUGGCGAGGGCAGAUCAUCUCGUGGAAGAGCUGUCCGAGCACGAGGACGACGCACCUUACAUCCCAAAUCUCCUCUCGAACAUCAUCGAAGUUCUCACAGAUAUCCGCUCGAAGUUUGAACAAGCGUCAUGUAUCCCCGCGCUUGAAGCAGACAGAGAUAAAUAUCGUGUCGUCGCGCGCAAGCUCAGUCACAAACUCAAGGAAGCCGUUCGCUCUCGGGAAGCAGAGCGCCUGCGAUUUGGCGUAGAGCUCGCCGAACUGCGCGCGGAGUGCUCUGCGCAGGCGUCUGAGCUACAAACAAAGCUUCAGGAAACUUCGAGUGCGCUUGCGACAGAUCGCGCCAAAUUGGAGGCGAGCUUCGCCGUAGCCAAGGAGCUGGAUGCACAGAUGAAGCAGUGCCGCACUCAAGCUGCGCGAUACAAGAAGAAAUACUACGCAUUGAGAAAGGAACACGACACGUAUAGGAAUGGCGUCGAAGACGCUUUCUUCGCAGACGACACCUUCGAGAUUGUUGACUGA
This is a messenger RNA of Postia placenta MAD-698-R-SB12, 840 nucleotides long. RefSeq lists its product as hypothetical. The coding region runs from base 1 to 840 and encodes 279 amino acids. The transcript has 5 exons. Lineage: Eukaryota; Fungi; Basidiomycota; Agaricomycetes; Polyporales; Adustoporiaceae. The record is from RefSeq and is a predicted model, not a curated record.